CUAUCACUAACCUUUACAUUGUAUUGCGUUUGUGAAAUAUAUGUCAUGAGCUCAGUACUGAUGUCUUAUCUCACAAAGUGUACUGUGAUGUUUGAAUGCCAGUUGAAUUUCUCACUCCACAGGAAUGUCUGCCGAAUUGUUUGGAGGCAACAAUCCUUUACCCAGAUGACUCUUGUAUCCCCUUCUAAGGCUGCGGAUGGGCAGGGAGCGAAUGUAAUAGAUGAGUCUGAUUUGCCAAUCUGUUGAGAGACCUGUGCUAUUUCUGGGAAAAAGGGUGAUAGACCAUUACUCAGAUUGGAGACAGAUAAAAGGCUGUGCUCUAGGUCCAGAUGUCGGUGGCAUUAUGAAGGCCUAAUGCAGUUGUGUGCAGGCUUUGUGAGUGUCUAGCACAAACACAUUCACAUGGCUGAUAGUCCCUCAUUUGAGCUGAAUCAACAGUGUAUAUGGGCUUGUAAUUUCUACAAGCUGCCCAUGAUGUAAAACAGUUGUUAUUAUAAAGCCUUAUGGGCGUAAUCACAAUCUGUGUGCCGUUAACAUGCUAGCACGUAGUGACUAGGGAUAGUUUAUGAUGGUUGAGUAAUUGACUUGUUGUCCAACAACCAACUUGUCAAUUAGUGAGUUUGACUAGUUUAUUUAGAUUUUUUUUGCAUGCUUUAAUUGGUGCGCUGACAGCAUGUAGUGCUUUUGCAGCUGUCAGCGGUGGCAUGUUAAAAUGCUAUCGAAAAACGUAUCUUUAAACUGAAGCACAUUCAGACGGACGUCUUUUGAUGUUAUGUCUCAUCUCAAACUGUUUAUUAAGCAUCCUGCCAUGAGUUUCACAUUUUUUAGGAGACAUGUCAAGUUAAAUGGUACUAAAGCUUUUAUAACGUUUUUACUUCAAGUUGAUUUUGAACGGUUCCCAAAAUCACAGCCCCAGGGGUCAUUGACAAAUAAGGUUGUCCAGGUUGAUAAAUAUUUGAAAUCUUUAAAAAAUGUAGUUUAAAAUACAUGUGUCAAGUUUUAGAAAUGUAAUCUUUGUGUCCAUGUUAUAUAUAUAUAUAUAUAUAUAUAGUUUAAGAUAUAAUAAUAGUUUGAAUCCAGGGCGUGCCGAGUGACUCCAGUCAGGCUUCCUAAGCAAUCAAUUGGCCCGGUUGCUAGGGUAGGUAGAGUCACGUUGGGUUAACCUCCUCGUGGUCGCUAUAAUGUGGUUCUUGCUCUCGGUGGGGCACGUGGUGAGUUGUGCGUGGAUGCCGCGGAGAAUAACAUGAGCCUCCAUACGCGCUAGGUCUCCACGGUAAUGCGCUCAACAAACCACGUGAUAAGAUGCAUGGAUUGAUGGUCUCAGACAUGGAGGCAACUGAUAAUCAUCCUCCGCCACCUGGAUUGAGGUGAGUCACUACGCCACGAUGAGGACUUAGAGCGCAUUGGGAAUUGGGCAUUCCAAAUUAGGGAGAAAAGGGGAGAAAAUCUAAAAUAAAUAAAUAAAUAAAUAAAAGAUAUAAUAAUACAAUGUUAUUCUGUUAUUAUGACACUACUCAUGCCAACAUUUAUUUCUAUUGCACUUCUCACAUGUUCCCAAAUGGAAAACUAAUACUAACAGAGAUAUAAUGUCAUUGAUUAUUCACUAUAACUAAGUUGUAAAUGUGUUUUAUUUGUUAACAUUUUGAAUUUAGACCUGAAUUAAAUAAAUUACUACAUUCUAGUUGUAAAAAAUUACAUUGAACUGGCCCUGGGCUUUGUUUGUUAGUCAGAAACAGUUGGGCAGAAACAGGUUCUGGAUGUUUUUGAAUGUUUUAGAGGAUAGUUGUAGCAUAAUUCUGGGGCUUGUGAGAAUGUGUGUUUUCUUUGUAAAAAUGUUGAGUUUAGGCCAUAAUUGAAUCAGUCAGUAAAUAAUUUCUGGUUGCAGUAUUUGAAAUUAAGACCUUGGCUCGACUCAUUCAGAGAGAAGUGUCUGCAGGUUGUAUCGGAAGAACAUCGAGCCAAAUGGACAUCGAGCCAAAUCUGAACCUGGAUUGUCAGGGGAUGUUGUGAUGAAGCUUGCUUCCACACUUCCAGAAGGGCAGAACUACAAAAUCUAUGCAGACAGCUAUUUCACCUGCAUCCCAUUGGUAGUUCAGCUCCUUCGUAGUGGAAUUCAUUACGUGGGAACAGCCAGACAGGUACACCUACCCAACUGUAACCUUGCAGACGAGAAGAGCUUCAAGAAGAGUGAGAGAGGAAGCUUUGACUUCAGAGUCAAGGGGAACUACAACAUCUGUGCUGUCAAAUGGUUUGACAAUAGGGUGGUGACACUUGUGUCAUCCUUUGCUAGUCCAGAACCUGUGCAGAAAAUUAAACGCUGGGACAAAGCCACCAAAACCAACACUGAAGUUGAGAGGCCUUACAUUGUGGGAACUUACAACAAAUUCAUGGGAGGUGUAUAUUUAUUGGAUACAUUUGCUGCCAAAUAUAAGUUUCUCAUAAAAUCGAAACGGUGGUACCUGUACAUCUUCUGGCACACCAUUAUUCUCGCUGUGAUCAACGCCUGGCUCCUCUACGAGCGAGACUGCAAAGCGCUCAAUAUUUUGCCAAAAGAGUUGCUGAACAGGAGACAGUUUCAGGCAGAACUAGCAGAUUCUCUUAUCCUGGUGAACACAACUCCAAUUAAACCAAAGAGAGGGCGACCAUCUUCAGCCGGUGGCAGCCCAUUAACACAGACGGUGACAUCAAAGAGCCCUUUGAAUGCUCACAAGAGACCGUCCUCAGAUGGGAGCUAAGAGGCCAUCUGCACACACCCCGGUGGAUGUGCGCAGGGACAUUGUUGCACAUUUACCAGUGAAGACAACAAGAGGAUGCUGCAGACUCUGCAAAACUGGCUACACCAAUACUCUAUGCCACAAGUGCAAUGUUCGUCUUUGUUUUUCAGAGGACAAGAACUGUCUUUGGGACUACCAUACCUGAACUUUGGGACUAAGUCUAAGUUCAGUUUUGUAAAAAAAAAAAAAAAAAAAAAUGUUUUUCCU
This is a messenger RNA of Myxocyprinus asiaticus (Chinese sucker), 2981 nucleotides long. Its product is annotated as piggyBac transposable element-derived protein 2-like. The record is from RefSeq and is a predicted model, not a curated record. Bases 2010 to 2735 code for a protein of 241 amino acids. The transcript has 2 exons. NCBI's taxonomy places the organism in Eukaryota, Metazoa, Chordata, Actinopteri, Cypriniformes, Catostomidae.